Molecule: messenger RNA, 447 nt
Organism: Schistosoma haematobium
Lineage: Eukaryota; Metazoa; Platyhelminthes; Trematoda; Strigeidida; Schistosomatidae
Product: Leucine-rich repeats and WD repeat domain-containing protein 1
Exons: 2
Coding region: 1-447 (148 amino acids)
Source: RefSeq, a predicted model, not a curated record
AUGAAUGAACCUUUAGAAAAGUCACAUUUACAAAUGAACUCCUGUUCAGUUUCCACAGGUACGAUACGUAAAAAACCAAAGAAAGUAAUUUCAACAGAAGCUUUUCAAGCAUCUGUUGCUGAGCGUGAGGCUUUAGCUGCUGCAGCAAACUUAACUUUAUUACCGGAUGAACCUCCUAAUCGACUUAUUAAUGUGGUAGGUCAGGCUUUACGUCAUGGAAAAACAGUUGUGCACGAAGUAAUGAGAACUGCUGCUAGACAACCUGAUGGCGAAUUAAUACCUGUUGGUGGGUUACGGACAACCGCUAGUUCUACUAAUUUGACUACUCUUCAAACCAAUUCACAAAUUGAUGGAGAACACAAGUCGCAGCCUCUGCGAUAUGAAUCGUAUAUUUCAAACAUACUAGGCUUAUAUACAAGCCAAACAGACCACAUCACAUCAUCAUAA